Messenger RNA from Dendroctonus ponderosae (mountain pine beetle), 3431 nucleotides. RefSeq names its product conserved oligomeric Golgi complex subunit 1 (gene Cog1). The coding region runs from base 50 to 2734 and encodes 894 amino acids. Lineage: Eukaryota; Metazoa; Arthropoda; Insecta; Coleoptera; Curculionidae. The transcript has 11 exons. The record is from RefSeq and is a predicted model, not a curated record. Gene Ontology annotation, cellular component: COG complex; Golgi apparatus. Gene Ontology annotation, biological process: intra-Golgi vesicle-mediated transport.
GUUUACAGCCCCAUUUUAGGUUAACUAUUCUGGAAAUGAAAUAUUUACCAUGAACCGAAGUGAAUUAACGCAUUUGGACGUUGUUAAAUUGUUUGAGGAACGAAGUGUUGAUGAAAUUGUCGAAAUUGAAAAGCUGCUUGAUGGAGAAAUCGAGCGAAAACGUAACGACCUUCGCUCAAUGGUCGGUGACCGGUACAAGGAUAUCUUGGCCGCCUCCGAUGCAAUAAAAUCCAUGAAAACCAUCUCGGAGGACAUCGUGAGCAGUAUAGAAGAAAUCACCAAAACCUGCGAAAUGCUCAUGGAAACUCAGGAUUCUAAUGAAAGCACUGCUGAAGUCGACCAGGCAUUCCAAAAGCAAUCAAACGAAGAAAGAGUGCUACUGAUCCAAGUCAGGCUGGCCAUAUUUCUCAAUGAGCAAAUAUGGGUUGCUUUAGAUGGUGGGCGCAAUCUAGAAGCUACCCAGUACUACCUGCUUGCUCAGCACAUCUACAUGGGGCUGAACUUCACUAAAAAGGAAUACCUUGGCAAACUGCCGCUUUUGGGGCACUUGAAGCUGAAUCUAGUCACACUUCGGGCGAAAAUAUUCGAAAAAGUGACCCAAAAAUUGGAAUCUGUCGAAAUCGAUGCGGAGGAAACCAGUCAAAACCUUAACGCCCUGAUGCUCAUAGAGAACCAAACGAACGACCAGCUUUUGAAUAUUUCCAUCGAACACCGAAAAACCGCCCUGCAAACCGUCAUUAACAGCCAGUAUUCGAGCGUGCGAUUUCAAAUUGCUGCUAUGGUCAAAUGUCUUAUUACCACAGUUCUUCUGCUCCAUGAUUGCUUUGUGUGUAAGUUCAAAGAAACCGCGAGCUUUCGAGCGCAGGCUAAAAGCCCUCAAUGUCCAGACAACGACAGUAAAAGCGGCUUAUUGUGGAAACAACUGGAUAGUAUUGUCGGCCCAAGCGCGCCAGCCACUCUUUCCAAGCUAGAAUUGCCACCCACUCCUUUGAUAGCGUAUGUUCCGGAGAUUAUCAAGCAAUUCAGGCCGAAGUUGAAGCUAACAGACUCGGGGAAGCCAAACAGUGAGGCCAUUGACGCGACAAUCAUCCACAACUGGCUGGAAACCACCCAGAAAAUAGUUCAGAGUGGACUGGAGAAGAGCUUACAGCUGCUUACCACUGUCAAGGGCUUGUAUUUGGUGCGGGAGGAGUCCCUCAAAAUUGAGCUUUGCAGCUCUUGGGGCAAAGUGUGUGGCGAGCUGCAGCUCCCCGACCAUUUUGAUGUCUGGUACUACUUCUUUCAAAAGCUCCUAACCGCCAGAGCACGGGGCUUAAUUUCCACAAUCAUCCAGAACAGUAUGGUGGCGAUUCAAGCUGAUAUUGACGCUUCGCUUAAAUACGUCGAGCAAACAGAGCUGGAUUUGCGAUGGUACGCGUGGAAAGAGGAAAGUGAGGACGUGAGCAAGUUUCAAAACGAUCACGCUGGCCUCACAAUGAAAGCCAGAGGGUUUUCCAGUUCAGUGGUAAAUCUGUGCGCUGAGCUGGACAAGCGAUUUUUGGAGCUGUUGGAGGAUAUCUCCCAGUACUUAUCAGGGCAGGAGUUCAGCCCUCAGCCUGGAAUGAGGUACUUGCCGAACGACUACAAAUUUAAGCGAAAAUUCGUCGACCAGGAGGAGCUGCGGAACUACCUGAUGGACGAGUGCACUCAGCACUCUUUGAGAAUCAUUGACUAUGUCAAUGGCCGUCUAUCUGCGGAAACUGGCGCAGAUCUGGUGGCAAAAUCGCUCUUUUGUGCGCGAUUCCUGCAGGCCUGUUGCAGCUUGUGCGCGAAUUUCCGACAAUGCUGCGAGUUCGCACACGUCAGCACUGAAUGGCAGAAAGUAUGCGACCAUUUCAUGAAAACUAGCCACAGUUUAUGGCACAGUUGGCUGGAGAGUUCCGCUCAAAGCACAACGGAUUUAUCGCGAUGUAUCCGCCAGACUGGAGCUGGAAGCUCCAUAAGCCAGCUGAGUAGAUGGGACGAGAUCGAAAUCCAGGAACAGGCCGAGGAGAAGACAUUCAAGUCGCAAAUCAAAGUGCCCUUAAAACCCAGCAUUCCGUUGUCCAACGUCCUGGUCAUGCUCAACGAGGAUCUAAGUAAAGUCCUGCCGUAUACGCUGCCCAAGUCCGUUCACUUGCAAUUCAUCGAACGAAACAUGUAUGUGAUAUUACGAGAAUAUGAGCAAGUCGCUACGGAAGAGCUGAAUCAAAACCAGGCCUUGCAGGCCUUACUGGACGUUAGGUUUCUGGCAACUCUGUGCGUGCCCAGAGAAAACACGCAAAUGGUCAAACUAGCCCAAACUAUCUGUGAUAAGCUGCGUAGCAAAAUCGACCCGUUUGACCUAAACGUUUUCUACUCUUAUCUGCAGAACAACGUUCGCAAGGCUGUCAGCCAAUCGCAAACUUUGUUCGGCUGUCUUUUGCCCUCCACCAUGCAGCUGAUGAAUCUGGGAGCCUACACGAAAGCCAAAGAACAGGAGAAAAACCCCUCUUUAAUGGCUGUCAGCGCGCCGUCCACUAACGCGUGGUUCCCACUACUGCCCAUCACAGUGCCAUCACAAAAACUACCCGGGGUUUCCCAAGUUAAGCCGGAAUCGGCGAGCCCUCAAAAGCCCACGAAAUCCACCACAAAGAAGGCGCAGGAGUCCGCGUCGGCAAUGAGACAAAGCGCCGCUGCCCUAUUCGGGAGUUUCUCCACGGACUGGUUUUCGUAAUUAUGAGUAAUUUUUACGUAUUUAUAUAAACUUUUCUGCCCAAAACAGUUCGCUUGGCUAAAUCAGUGUUGUUUAAGCAGAGUGCUGUAUAUGUAUAUCAGAUUUUGUACAUAUUCCAGGCGAAAAGUUCCUAUAGACGUACGCUCAAUUCUUCAGGGUUAUUGACUUAUAAAGCGUUCAAAGUUCUUACUCUGCACAGUUUGGGUAUUUCCUGAUGUCCUGUUUCCUAAUCGGCGCAUGGCAAAAUGAUAUCUCCAGGUUGUCAGUGAACGUCAAAAAAAACCGAUUUUGUGUAAUCGUACUUUGUUGUAAAAAUCACGCCAGCGAUCGAGAAAAUACCACAAAACGACACCCGAAACGUUUAGCUUUACGGAAAUUCAUAAUUUUCCCCGGGGAAAUUAAAAAGAUGUGUAAUAUUUCGAAAUUUUUGCAGAGCUAAUCGCACCACCGUCUCUAUCCUCCGCCAUUUCACAGUCGACUAACUCGACGGAAUGACACGAGCGAACGAUUUAUAGCUCGGUAACUAUGACGUCUUGGACGUACGUUUGAAACGGCGCCUCUUGCUUAAAAUUAGGCCAGAAAAUCACACAGCACUCUGUAUUACACAUGUACUUUUAUUUGUAUAGGUAUACACAGUUAUACGUUAUACAGCGUAGUGCAUAUUGAUUGUACAGUAUUAAAAUCGAAACAAUUUAAA